GCGAUUUGUUCAAUUUCUAUAAAACAAAGUUACCAAAAUGCUGCCCGCUGUUGAGCAGAAGUUGAGCGAUAUUUUUAUAUAUCUGGAGGUGCGACAGCGCUGGGUUCUCUGCUGCUUCACAUUUUUGGCGAUCAUCAAUGCCUACACAAUGCGUUUGUGCUUGGAUUUUACGCUUAACCGAAUCAUCUUGGAAUGUGGUGGUCAUAGGGUGGACAACGUUCCUCAAGUGCUGAAUCCCAAGGCACUGCCCAACUGGCGUUUUGAACUGUCCAUGGCACUGAAUCACACGGAAUAUCAACUGAGAAGCAGGCUAAAAGCGGGAAAGGAGCACCCAGAUCCCAACCAGAUAAGCGACAAAAGAAUGCGGGAUAGAGAACCUGCCGGUGAGAAUCCUCCUGGUCAAGAGAACUCUCAAGAACGUUUGAGCUGCUCCGAGCUAUGGCCUCGUCAAACCCAAUCCCUUGUAGUAAUGGCAUUCUAUGCCGGCUAUAUGCUCACCCACGUUCCGGGCGGACGGCUAGCGGAGAGGUAUGGUGGAAAGUGGGUGCUCGGUGCUGCCAUACUCACGUCAGCGGUGCUGACCCUGCUAACUCCCACUGCAGUGCGACAGGGCGGUCCGUAUGCCCUUGUCGCUGUCCGUCUACUGGUCGGAAUUUGUGAGGGCCCUUGCUUUCCGGCCGUGUGUGCACUCCUGGCCCAGUGGGUUCCAGAACAAGAGCGCGGAAUGCUGGCAAGCUGCGUACUCAGUGGCGGUGAGAUCGGCAUCACGAUGGUCCAGUUGGUCAGCGGGUUGCUUGUGGCGGAGCAGGAUUGGCCCGUGUUCUUCUAUCUGGUUGGUGGAGGAGCCGUGGCCUGGUUCCUGGGAUUUACCUUAGUUUGCUAUAGCACUCCGGAUCAUUGCCCGUUUAUUCAGAGCGAAGAACGGGAAUACAUACGGUGCAAUACUAGCAACUCCUUUUUGUUGACCACUGCCGGAGAAAGAGAGGAGAUGGACGGGGAAGAUGGAUAUGAUGGAUAUGAAGGUGAGGAUAGGGAGCACGGCGGAGAAGUGGAAGCAACGUGUAACACUGCACCUUGGAGGAGUAUGCUUAACAGCACGCCGCUCUGGGCACUGGUUUCCACCUCCAUGCAGCAGGAAUUCCAACAAAAAUUGCCCCAGGAGCUGCAAAUUGCGCUAGAGGAAGUAAGAGCCCAUGGCAGCAGUUUCUCAGAACUAACCACCAUCAUCGAAACGAUAGCACCGUCAGUUGGAAACUGGAUGGCUUCGCUGACAACAGGGCGGCUGAGCGAUGUGCUAAUCGAGCAGCAGAUUCUCACGCGCACUCAGACGCGCCGUCUUAUGUCCUGGUUGGUCUUCUUAUGCGGAUCCAUGUACAUGCUGCAGAUCAAGAUGAGCGGAGCACGAAUCUGGAGCGUUCUGGGCAUGGGAGCCUACUAUGCGAGCAUUAAGCUGCUACCGCUGGAUAUGAGUCCCAACUAUGCUGGCACUUUGAUGGGCAUUUCGGGCGGCAUGGGUGCGCUUCAAGAACUACUGAUGCCCUAUCUGGAUCAACUGGAGACCGACUACAAGCUGGUGAGCGGUGUGAGGGCCGCCAUGUGGGUAAUCGGCGCCAGCUACAUAUCCGGUGACGUGCAGGCGUUUAACCAACCGGAACCAGAACGGGAGCCACAAUGAGGAG
Messenger RNA from Drosophila mauritiana, 1679 nucleotides. RefSeq names its product putative inorganic phosphate cotransporter. Gene Ontology annotation, biological process: transmembrane transport; monoatomic anion transport. The record is from RefSeq and is a predicted model, not a curated record. Gene Ontology annotation, molecular function: transmembrane transporter activity. Bases 38 to 1675 code for a protein of 545 amino acids. The transcript is spliced from 3 exons. Lineage: Eukaryota; Metazoa; Arthropoda; Insecta; Diptera; Drosophilidae.